Cicer arietinum (chickpea) is the source of this 1071-nucleotide messenger RNA. Its product is annotated as gamma-interferon-responsive lysosomal thiol protein-like. The record is from RefSeq and is a predicted model, not a curated record. Lineage: Eukaryota; Viridiplantae; Streptophyta; Magnoliopsida; Fabales; Fabaceae. Gene Ontology annotation, molecular function: oxidoreductase activity, acting on a sulfur group of donors, disulfide as acceptor.
UUUAAGAGAAGUCACAUAGGUUCCCCUUCAUCCCUCUCCUCAUCUCUUUAUUUUCUUUUCCCUUUUCUUCUCCUAAGCCAAAAAAUAAUUACUUGAAUAUAAAAGACUUAGGCUUCCAAAAAAAUAUUCACACUUCACAUUACAAAGUCUCUCUACUUUAGAAGGAUUAAAAAAGAAAUGGUUUCUCCAAAACUACCUAUCACUAUUAUAUUAGUCCUUUUAUUUUUCACCUACGAAUUUGAGGGUUCAUCUUAUUCUUCUAGAUCACAAAUUGAUAAUGCUAUGGUUCCACUUCCACCAAUUGAUUAUGAGAAAGUUAAUCUAUCAAUAUACUAUGAAAGUCUAUGCCAAUCUUGUGCAAUUUUCAUUGUUAAGAAUUUGGAUGAAAUAUUCAACAAUGAGCUCAUUAACAUUGUUAAUCUCCAACUAGUCCCUUGGGCCAAUUCCCAUCUCAACAAAACCAACAAUUCCAUAUCAUGUCAGAAUGGGCCAGAUGAAUGUGAUCUAAAUUCUUUGGAAUCAUGUGCCCUCAAUGUUUGGCCUGAUGUGAAUAUACAUUAUGGUUUGAUAUUCUGCUUUGAGUUUCUGGCAAUUGAUGGAAAAAACAAGAUGUGGAAGAAUUGUUUCAACCAACUGGGUUUGCCUUUGGUGCCUUUUAUCGAUUGCUUUAAUAGUGGAAAUGGAACAAAGCUUGGAGAAAAGUAUAUUAAUGAAACAGCAAAACUUUUCCCACUUCAUUCUUUUGUGCCAUGGGUGGUGGUGAACGAUCAACCUAUUGAAAAAGACUAUGCCAAUUUUACAUACUAUGUAUGCAAAGCUUAUAAAGGUGUUUCUAUUCCAGCAGCUUGCAAUGUUUCAUUGAAUGCAAUUGAGAAAUAAAUUCAACUAUUCAUAGGUUUUUAGCAAAGAUAUGUCUAGGUCUCUUAGUAGUCAUGAACCAUAACAUAUUGUCGUUACGAUGUUCUUUCGUUCAUCUUAAGCAAAUGUAAUAGAGUUUAGAUUCAUCUAUAGAGAACAAAAGUGAAUUUAAUUAUUUUGGUAGUCGGAAAUUUUACCUUAUUGUUUUUUAUA